AUGACCGACAAGCUACCCCCAAAUCUCCUUGCUCUGUUCCAGCCACGACCGCCCUUGCGCUAUAUCCCACCUCAGGACAGUGCGCCCGAUGAGAGUGCGGCAAAACGAUCAGAGCUGUCCGGACUAGCUGCCUUCCUUCCCCAGUUCGAACAAUACAAAGAAGAAGACGUGUACCACCCCACAGAAUCAUGGCUACAGCGGCGCGACCGGGAGAGAUGGGAGAAGACGAACCUCCUUGAAGAGAUCAAAAAGCCUGACUUCGACGGAUACCGACCGCAAGAAGAUCCCAAAAUCAAGGGCGAUGCCGCCAAGACCUUGUUUGUCGCGCGCCUCAGCUACGAUGUCAAGGAGGCAGACUUAGAACGCGAGUUUGGCAGAUUUGGUCCUAUUGAGAGGAUCAGGAUCAUCAAAGAUGAGACCAAACCCAAUGCCAAGAAGCCCCAUCGUGGCUACGCCUUCAUCGUCUAUGAACGAGAAAAAGAUAUGCGAGAUCAUAUGCUGCCUAUAAAGAAACAGAUGGUCUGCGCAUCAAAGAUCGAAGAGUUGUGGUCGAUGUUGAACGAGGCCGUAUGGUGCCAGGAUGGCGACCUAGAAGAUUUGGCGGUGGUCUCGGCGGACGAGGGUACACCAAACAAGUACCCGCCAAACCAACGUUUGGUGGGCCCCCAGUUGGAUUUGGGGGUGGCUUUCGUGGCGGCUUCGGUGGUCGCGGAGGAUUCCGUGGUGGCUUCCGCGGUGACCGAGGAGGCUUUGGUGGUGACCGUGGAGGCUUUGGUGAUCGUGGAAGCUUUGGCGGUGACCGAGGCUUUGGUGGAAGGGGCGGCGUUGGCUAUCAAGGCGGAGGUGGCUUUGGUGGAAGACAAGGAGGCUAUCAAAAUGCACCGCCGCCUCCCAACGCGCCUAGUGGGCCCGGAGGACGAGGCGGAUACGGAGGAGGUUACGAUGACCGACGAAACGGUUAUGGUGGCGGCCGAGAACCUCGCGGUGGAACUGGAAGCAACAAAGAUCCGCUCGGUGGACGAGACCGGGGAUAUGACGAUCGGGACCGUGACCGAGACCGAGACCGAGACCGCGAUCGAGACCGAGAUCGUGACAGAGAUCGCGACCGUUAUGGCGGAAGCAGGCGAGAGGAUGACUAUGGCUCACGGAAGCGACACCACGACAACGACGGGCAUGACGACCCAAGACAGCGCCGAAGGUAUUGACAUCCUCCUCCAUGCGGUGGCGUUACAUGCAACAAUCUCGUCAUGCUUGGCCGGUGGGUAUUCUAUGUUCAAGUGUAUUCACACCAUUUUUGAAACUACGACAUGCUUCUACUCACACUCGUGUUAUGGUAAGAAGCCACCGAUUCUUCGAUUCGCGCAAUUAGAUCUCGGUCGGAUGGGACCAGGAGAUUUCAAAAGCAGACCUUGGGACAAUCGUCUCCAAGAUCGUUCACAUUAA
Capronia epimyces CBS 606.96 is the source of this 1443-nucleotide messenger RNA. RefSeq lists its product as uncharacterized. Gene Ontology annotation, molecular function: mRNA binding; U1 snRNA binding. The record is from RefSeq and is a predicted model, not a curated record. The transcript is spliced from 3 exons. The coding region runs from base 1 to 1443 and encodes 480 amino acids. NCBI's taxonomy places the organism in Eukaryota, Fungi, Ascomycota, Eurotiomycetes, Chaetothyriales, Herpotrichiellaceae. Gene Ontology annotation, cellular component: U2-type prespliceosome; U1 snRNP; precatalytic spliceosome. Gene Ontology annotation, biological process: mRNA splicing, via spliceosome.